CGGCCGGAGAGUAUAAAAGGCUAGCUGCUUGAGCACUUGUACACCGUUUUUCUGGUUACUGUCGCUUUCCUUCCUAUUCUAAUAUGUCUGGACGCGGCAAACAAGGCGGUAAGGCGCGUGCCAARGCCAAGACGCGCUCUUCCCGGGCGGGCCUGCAGUUCCCCGUGGGCAGGGUCCACCGUCUCCUGCGCAAGGGCAACUAUGCGGAGCGGGUCGGGGCCGGCGCUCCCGUCUACCUGGCGGCKGUGCUCGAGUACCUGACGGCUGAGAUCCUGGAGCUGGCUGGCAACGCGGCCCGCGACAACAAGAAGACGCGCAUCAUCCCUCGCCACCUGCAGCUGGCCAUCCGCAACGACGAGGAGCUCAACAAGCUGUUAGGCCGYGUGACCAUCGCGCAGGGCGGUGUCCUGCCCAACAUCCAGGCAGUGCUGCUGCCCAAGAAGACCGAGAGCCACCAUAAGGCUAAAGCCAAGUGA
Molecule: messenger RNA, 476 nt
Organism: Urocitellus parryii (Arctic ground squirrel)
Lineage: Eukaryota; Metazoa; Chordata; Mammalia; Rodentia; Sciuridae
Product: histone H2A type 1-H-like
Cellular component (GO): nucleosome
Molecular function (GO): structural constituent of chromatin; DNA binding; protein heterodimerization activity
Source: RefSeq, a predicted model, not a curated record